UUAUUAUUAUUUGGAAUAUAAAGAAGUUCAAAAACUGAAAAAGGACGCCAUCCCCGUUCAUAGCAUAAAUAUGAAAAAAUUGAUAAUUUUCACAAUAAUUGCAUUAUUGGCAGUGGUUUCAAUAGUGGCGAUUAUAUGGAUACUUCCACAUUCAAUACGUGACUAUAGGGGCCCUGAACUAGGCAAUUUGAAGUAUUUUCACAAUAUUUUUUCAAGUCAGGAUUCUCUCGGCUAUAAAGAAAAACCGGAUUAUUCGUCUGAAAAACGCACCUAUCAACCUUAUUUUGGUCAACUAAAUUUUUCGCUUAAAAUAUUGGAUUCGUUGCAAAAAGAGCAUCCAAAUGAAAACGUUUUUUAUUCGCCGCAUAGUUUAUAUCGGACACUUUUAUUGGCAUACUUGGGUGCUGGUGGUGAAACAGAAAAAGAACUCAAAGAUUUAUUAGGAUUGCAUUGGGCUGAAAGUAAGGCUGAUAUCGAGUAUAUGUAUAAAUUGGAGAAAGAAGUACGAGCCAAACGAUUUCAAAGUCAAUCUCAGAAUCAAACAAUCGAAUUAAAUUCAGUUAACAAGUUCUACGUGUCGGUGUAUAUUAACAUGCGUGAACGGGCGAAACAAUUGUUUAACGACAGUAUUGAACAAUUGAAUUUUGCUGAUGAUCCACAUCAAUGUAUCGAACACAUCAACCAAUUCGUGGAAAAUGUUACAAAGAAUAAUAUUAAAAAUUUUGUAUACGAUCAAAUCACAAACAACACCUUGUUUACUAUUGUAAAUGCAAUAUAUUUCAAAGGAGCAUGGUUAAAAAAGUUCAAUAAACAACAAACCGAUUCGAAGCUGUUCUAUGUUUCGAGUGGAGAACCACUUUAUGUUGAUAUGAUGUAUAAAAGAGAAGAGGCCGAAUAUGGUUUCAUAAGAAGUUUGGAUGUAAAAUUCCUGAAAAUGCCAUACAAAGGUGAAAAUGGAUCGAUCUCAAUGUAUAUUUUCCUGCCGUUAGAUAAUUCAACAUCAAUUGAUGAAUUAUUGGGAAAAUUUACGGACGAAAUUUUAGAUUAUGCAUUUAGCGGAGCUGAGACAAGAGUUGAAAAUGUUAAGAUUUAUUUCCCAAAAUUUACACUUGAGAAAACAUCUGAUUUGGAAUCGGCAAUGAAACGUAUGGGAUCACAGAAUUUGUUUAAAAAUUCAAAUUUCAGCGACUUUUUCGAAUCCGAAGAAAUAGAAACCAAAACUAAAUUGAUACACAAGGCGAAAAUAGACAUUUAUGAAGAAGGUACAAAGGCUGCAGCUGCCACAGGAUAUGCCUAUAUGAUAGCAUCUAAAAGAUAUAAAUAUGAAUAUGAAAUAUUUAAUUGCAAUCAUCCAUUCUUGUAUAUGAUCCAUGAUAACAAAUUUAAAGAAAUAUUAUUCGCAGGAAUUUAUAAUGGACCUAAAUGA
This is a messenger RNA of Contarinia nasturtii (swede midge), 1426 nucleotides long. RefSeq names its product serine protease inhibitor 88Ea-like. The record is from RefSeq and is a predicted model, not a curated record. Lineage: Eukaryota; Metazoa; Arthropoda; Insecta; Diptera; Cecidomyiidae. The transcript is spliced from 6 exons. Gene Ontology annotation, molecular function: serine-type endopeptidase inhibitor activity. Bases 71 to 1426 code for a protein of 451 amino acids.